UGUGGGAGGUAUUUGUUUGCUAAAUAGUUUUGGAGAAGAGGUAUGAGUUCACAGCCUAGGCAAAACUCGGCGCCUAAACUGGUGUUUGCAAGCAAAGGGAACAGUCAUCCUUUUCAAGAACGAGUAUUAUAUCUGACUGAGCCACAAAAGGUUGGACGAUCUGUCGGGAGAAUAAAACCAGCAACAAACAACCUCAUAUUUGACUGCAAAGUUCUCUCCAGGAACCAUGGAAUUGUCUGGUAUGAACAUAAUCAGUUCUGGGUGCAAGACACAAAAAGUGCCAAUGGUACCUUUGUCGCAAAUCAGAGGCUAAACAAGGGCAGUGAAGAAAGUCCGCCGAAGGAGAUUUUUCACGAAGAUUUGAUCCAGUUUGGUGUGGACGUUGUGGAAAAUCAACGCAAUGGAGUUUCCGUGACUCACGGCUGCAUAAUUGGUGUCGUCUAUUUGUACCAUCCAGAUGGAUCUGCAGCUAAACCAGUCUCUGCCCCUGGUAGUUCAAAUCAGAUUCUAUUUUCCUCUGGUCUUCCCAUCCCAACUCAGGACUUGUAUCAGCUGCAGAAAUACUUGGAGGAGGCCUCUCACAGGGAACAGCUGCUGGAGAGCAAACUGGCUGCUCUACAACGUCUAGUCACAGACACCAGAACUUGUUCAGCUGAGUCAUGGCGAGCACUUGUCGAAGAGGACAGUUUAUUGACUCGGAUGGAGUUGCUGGAGUCACAGUUGUUCGUACUGGGCAAAAAUAUGGGGGAGGAGGGACUGCACAAAGAGAUACAACUGCUCAACGAUGACAAACUCAAAUAUGCUGCAGAUGCCAAGAGUAGCGUGGAAAAAAUAGUACAGGAGAAACAACAGAUUGAGUGCAAACUCUCAGAUGUCGAAAGGUGCUACAGUGAGACGGAGGAUGAGUGUGAGCACCUGAGGGCCACGAGUGAGGAGACAGCGGGGAAGCUGCAGGAGCUGGCCACCAAACACACGGAGCUGCUAGAACAAGUACAACAGCUCAAUGCCAAACUAUCAGAGGCAGAAACGACUCGAAGUGAAUUAAGCGAUACGUACAAGACAGAGAAGGAGAAUUUGGAAAACGAGAUUGCAACCUUAAGUCGGACAGGGCAGGAGUUGAACAGUCGCAUUGCAGACCUGGAACAGCGCCUGGCCACUGCCACUGCUGGUACUACUCUUGAGGAAUUUGAGAAUGAGGGCGAGGGGGAGGGUGACUCAUCGAGGGGGGAUGUGAUGGUGGAGUCUCUGAGUAAUGUGGAGGAGGGAGUGGGGGUGGAUAAGGCGAAGAUUGUCAGUGUGGAGGACAAAUAUGACAACAGUCAGCAGGUUGCCAGUGGAUCUAUCGUGACAGCAGAGGUCGAGCAUCAAACUCAAUUCAACGAGAGAUCAGUUGAUCAGGCCAUUAAAGAACAGAGAGAAGCAGAUGAUUUGAACUUAACCGAAUCUCAAGACCUCUCGCCGACACAACCGGGAUCAAGCGAGGAACCAGGAGUGGAUAAAGAACUUAUUGAGCCCCUAGAGGACUCGGGUUUCAAUGAGAGUGAGAUUUACCUUUCGGCUCUGGAGUCGGAUAUCAAGAAGCACUCGGAACAGCUACAGACUUUCUGUUCACACUUGUCUGAAGAUAGGCAGGCGGAGUUUGAAGCCCUGCGGCAAAAUAACGAGAGGUUGCUCGCAAAUGUAGAGUUGCUGAAGAGUAGCGUAGAGCAGAAGACUAAAACAUUAGGAUCUCUGGAACUGCAACUAGCUGAAGCGCGUUCAUUGAUGCACAACGAAAAGAGUGAACAUAGUCAGCAGUUAUCAACUAGAGACGGCGAAUUAGCAGAGUUGAAGAAACAACUGAAUGGCGUGAAAAGUAUUGAAGCUCAACUGAGGAGUGAAAUUGAAGUAUUGAAUAAGAAGAUUGAAAAGAGUCAAGCCGAUCAGAAGAAAGAAUGUGAUAGGUUGAAGGAGAAGUUAAGAGAAACUGAAGCAGCCUUGAGAGUUGCGAGUGAAAGGGAGGGCCUGGUUGACCGGAGUGCAGGGGGAGGGGCAGACAGCAGCAGGAGUGACAUGGGUGACCAGCUGUCUCAGGGAUCUCUGGAGGAACUGCAGCUGCCAACCGGUGCCUUCCAGAGGACGCCUGUCAAGUUCAUCGACAAACUCAGGAGGUUUCUACCGGGAGGUACUACUGGGAGUGAGGCGGAGAGGGAGAGACUGGAGAGCGAGAUGCGGUUUGUUCACGUGAGACUGAGGGAGAACCAGAGUGAGAUAGGCAGUGCUCUUCUGUCCCUCAAGGACGCACUAAACCAGCUGCGACAGAAACACGACAGAGCUGAACACGAACAGAUGCAGACUGCUAUCACGGCCAUCCAGCAGGUGUCGGAGGAGCUGUGCAAUCUUCAGACGCAGCGACAGUCACUUAAUGCGUCCUCUUGUAGUCUCCUAGACAGAGUAAACCAACUCAACACACCAGCUGAACAGGAGAGUAUCCUGUUGCUGAGCAAGAUCCCCAUGUUCAUCAUAAUACUGGCAGUACUCUGUGCUUUCUUCAAAUUCAUCUUCCCAGACGCAUAGAACAACCCCAUCAUCACUCAUAUAAACUGGGGUCAACAGAAGAGGUCAAUCAAAUGGCAUGCAUUUCUGCUCCACGAUGACCUGAUAGUAGGAAAUGACUCGAGAUUAGCUCAUGAGUUAGAGAAUGAAGACAAUUUGAAACUAACUAAACUCGCAAGCAUUAAUUAGCAGUAGCUUUUUGUCUAAUUUGACAGCGAAUGCUUAAUUUGAUAUCUUAUCAGGUACUUCCAUUAUUUGACAGUUUUGACCGUUUUAUUAAUAUGUUUUGAUAAUUUGGGGUUAGAAUACUUAAAAUUUAUGUAAAUCGAUGCGUGAUUGUUGCGCCCCGAGAAUAGUUAAAUUCAUGGCAGAAAAACCACUUCAUAAAGCAACGAGAAUUAAUUUAAAUUUCUGAUUAAUUUGAUAUGCUGACCAAAAUGUUUAUCCGUAGGUAAAUUAUUGAGCAAUAGAUUCUUUUUGACCUG
This is a messenger RNA of Symsagittifera roscoffensis, 3020 nucleotides long. Its product is annotated as sarcolemmal membrane-associated protein-like. Lineage: Eukaryota; Metazoa; Xenacoelomorpha; Acoela; Convolutidae. The coding region runs from base 43 to 2556 and encodes 837 amino acids. The transcript is spliced from 16 exons. Gene Ontology annotation, molecular function: protein binding. The record is from RefSeq and is a predicted model, not a curated record.